AUGCUGGUACAGCUCAAGAUGCUCGCGGACGCCAUGUAUCAAGGAUACUGGAUGAUGGGCGCGUUCAACUACGGAUCCCUCAAGGAGACUCUUAUGGCGGAUGAGGAGGAGGAGGAGGAUAGCAGCUCAUUAUUUCGUCUCAAACGUUCUCGUAUAAUUCAUGGGAGUGCUAGAACACACAAGGCAAGACAUCUCAUGGAGUUUCAUGGUGCAGUGGAGAGCCUAGAAAUUGCGGUUGCCAACAUCACAGAGUUUGUUGUGAUUUUGAGUGGAUGCGACCGUAUGGUGUGCAGACCAUAUGAUACAUAUCUUUACAUUGACAACUUUGUGUUUGGCCGCCAUUCGGAAAAGAAAAUGAUCUUGAGCUUCCUCUUGCAAGACAGCCCUGCUGCUGCCGUGCCGACCGUUCUUCCAAUCAUUGGCGGUUUUGAGGUGGGGAAGAAAACUUUGGUCCUGACAUAUGAGGAGUUCGGCUACCUCUUCAAGGCACUCGCAUUCGGAAGUGCAAACCCGGGGGAACACCCGCAGUUAGUACAAAUAGCAGACCGGUUUGCCAGAGAGUUACAAUCGCGGUGGUCAAUUCUCGCUGCAAAUUUGUUUGCAGAUGUAAUGAGAGCGAACCUGAAUGUUCAUUUCUGGCUUAGUAUAUUGAGCAGGUGCAGGAGACUAGUUGAUAGAAACCUCGCCAUGUUUGGUGAGCAUCCAAAACUACGUCUUGAAAAAGGUCUUCCAAUAGAUGUGACGGACAUGGUUCUGUGUCUGGCUUCUCCACUUCAGUUCAUCUGGAAUAGCUCAAACAAUGUUUUAGCGAAGGAAUUACCACAAGUGACCUUUACAGAGCUAUUAGUGGAUCUUAAGCCAAAGAUGCAGGCCACAGUAGUGAGAUUUGAAUCAAGAAUUCCACCUUAUACUACAUUUGAUCACAUUCUUUCAAGAUAUGCUCAAGAUACUCCUCAGCUCGGGGCCAAGCGUAGAAUAGUGCCUUAA
Molecule: messenger RNA, 987 nt
Organism: Triticum turgidum subsp. durum (durum wheat)
Lineage: Eukaryota; Viridiplantae; Streptophyta; Magnoliopsida; Poales; Poaceae
Source: the annotation of a GenBank genome assembly